CAAACAUAAAAAUAUCGUUAGUUAUUUAUUCUACAAAUAAAUCAAAUGUGUACUGAUUUUAUUAGCAGUAGUUUGGUUCAUUGUAACAUAUGAGAUCAUAGAACAAAAAGCUCUCAGCUUGCUCGUAAGGUGCUGUCAUUAGGUAGGUGAUUUGUCGUGUAUUUUUCGUGAAGCUGCGAAAUGCUGAUUUUUCACUUGAAAAAUAAAAAGGGCAAGCUAUACUCUGGAGAUAUGUCGCCAUUAGACAAUUAUUUAGUGAAUUCAAAAACUUUAUACAUGACCCCCUCCCAUAGUUCAUUAGUAGUAUUUAAGGUUGUAGAGUAAAUAAGUGUUUUCAAAUCCCCUGAGUGGUUUCGCUUUUUCUUAUCCGAUGUUUGCACCGUUUUAUUUAUCUUAAAUUCAGUAGCUGUUGUUUAGGAAAUGCAGAGAUUAUCAAUUUUGGAAAAUAAUACUUCCACUGAGCGCAAUGUCACAGCGAUAAUAGUCUUUCGAAGUAUAUAUUAUCCAAUUUUGUCCAAUUAUUUUGAAUAAUUUAAAACAACAACAGUUAGACAAUAAUGCUUAACGGGAUGAAUUCUUAAAAAUCAUUAACAUAUAAACUUGCAGAUUUUCAUUUUUUUUCCCCCACAAUAUUCCGGUUUUCUAUGAAUGCUGCCGGGGUUUCUGAGUUCCUGUACGAGCCAAUUUUUGUUAAUGCCUUAUUUACUAGGUUCUAAUUUAUUGUAUAUUAUUCAUUAACUAUCAUUUUUGUAAGAUAGAUAAAUUUAUCUCUAAUUUAUUCUAUAACCAGGCAGUAAACUUGGUAUAGUUCUUUCACAACACUUCAUUAAAUUUAAUACCUUGAGUGCAAUUCAGGACCUGUUAGAUUUUUCGAAUACAUGUAUUGUUAUAGGCUGUUAUUGUAUACCAUAUCCAUGUCACGAAAAAGCAUCACUGCCAUAACCGAAAUACUCUAGCAAUAGUAAAAAAAAAAAAAAGCCGUGGUGGAAUCGCGUUCAGUGCUUCCGUAGGAUCUUUCAAGGUCCUUUGACGUCUAAGGAUAAAGGCAGCUAUGCUCUCGCAUCUGGGUCGCAGCCUGGUACGCCCUCUGUCAGGUUGUUAUGCGAGUCCUUCUCGACUGUUACGUCAAAAACAGGGACUGUACAAUAAUGGUACAGUAGCUGCACGACGCAUAGCUACCUCAGAGCUGCUUAGAGAACUCGGCAAAAUCACUUCCGAACGUAAUGUGACUUCAAAUCCAAAUGAUCUUCGCCAGCAUGGUAAAGACGAGGGUCCCCAUGAGGUAGCUGAACCGCAGGUUGUCGUUUAUCCACAAAAUAAAGAGCAGAUAUCAGCUAUUCUUAAAUACUGCAAUAAGAAUAAGGUUCCAGUUAUCCCAUUUGGGGCAGGCUCGGGCCUUGAGGGAGGGUCAUCAGCUCCAACUGGGGGUGUUUGCGUCGAUAUGCAAUCGUUCAGUAAAAUUCUGAGAGUGAGUCCAGAAGACUUCGAUUGCACCGUUGAAGCAGCUGUAACGUGGCGGGCCCUAAAUUUCUUUCUCCGAGAUCAGGGCCUUUGGUUUCCAGUCGAUCCAGGCGCUGACGCAUCACUCGGCGGGAUGUGUUCGACAAGUGCAUCCGGCACCAAUGCUGUCCGCUAUGGUACUAUGCGUGAGAACGUUUUGAACCUUGAGGUAGUACUGGCCGAUGGGCGAAUAAUCAAAACAGCUGGCAUCAAAGGCCGAGCUAGGAAAAGUGCGGCGGGCUACAAUCUCACCAAUCUUUUUGUGGGAUCUGAAGGCACUCUUGGUAUUAUAACGGAGGCAACCCUUCGACUACAUGCGAUACCCGAAAAGCAGGUAAGCGCUGUUGUGCAGUUCGAGUCAGCGCGCAGCGCCACCGAUGCAGUCGUUGGGAUCCUCCAGAACGCCGUACCGAUUGCGCGGAUCGAAUUCAUGGAUGAACUCACGGUCAAAGCUUGUAAUGCAUAUUCCAGGACAUCACUGGCAGAUAAGUCAACGCUGCUCCUUGAAUUCGACGGCAGCGAAACUGGGGUUCGGGAACAGAUUGACACAGCGAAAUCCGUUUGCGAUGACAAUGGAGGAACAGAGUUUAGGUGGGCUGAGAGUCCUGAGGAACGAGCUCAUCUGUGGAAAGCGCGUCAUGCUGUAUUCUACGCAACAUGUGCAAUGGCGCCUAAUACAAAAUGCUACACAACCGACGUCUGCGUACCAAUCUCAUAUCUGCCCGAGUUGCUUGAGUCCACUAAGAAGGAUAUUGAAGAAACAGGCAUUUUCGGAACCGUAGUAGGACAUGUUGGUGAUGGCAAUUUUCACACAAUGCUUCUUUUCGACCCAAAUGAUCCGUCGUCGUUCGCAAAAGUCCACGCUGUUGGCGAAAAAAUGGCACUCAAAGCAAUUGAGCUAAACGGAACUUGCACCGGGGAGCAUGGCAUUGGUCUAGGAAAGAAGAAGCUUCUACUAAAGGAACACGGAGAAGAUUGCGUUUCAGCCAUGAAGGCUAUUAAAUUUGCUUUGGAUCCCAACAAUAUACUUAACCCAACUAAAGUCUUCGAUUGAAUAUCUCAUUGGCAUUAGCUGUUUUUUAUUACUUCAAGUAUAUGUAUCCUAAGAUAUGAAUUGGACAUAUUAGACGGACUCGUAGAUUUAUAUAGACACUUAUAGAUGAACUUUUAAAACGUAAUAGUAUUGGUUAUCUUCAAUACAAACCCGAGCUGUAAAAGUUACAAUGAACGCCUGUAAUAAACUAAUAGAGUG
This is a messenger RNA of Varroa destructor (honeybee mite), 2752 nucleotides long. RefSeq names its product D-lactate dehydrogenase, mitochondrial-like. Gene Ontology annotation, cellular component: mitochondrion. Gene Ontology annotation, molecular function: FAD binding; D-lactate dehydrogenase (cytochrome) activity; D-lactate dehydrogenase (NAD+) activity. The record is from RefSeq and is a predicted model, not a curated record. NCBI's taxonomy places the organism in Eukaryota, Metazoa, Arthropoda, Arachnida, Mesostigmata, Varroidae. Gene Ontology annotation, biological process: lactate catabolic process.